Molecule: messenger RNA, 1411 nt
Organism: Guyanagaster necrorhizus
Lineage: Eukaryota; Fungi; Basidiomycota; Agaricomycetes; Agaricales; Physalacriaceae
Product: ammonium transporter
Exons: 7
Coding region: 1-1407 (468 amino acids)
Biological process (GO): ammonium transmembrane transport
Cellular component (GO): plasma membrane
Molecular function (GO): ammonium channel activity
Source: RefSeq, a predicted model, not a curated record
AUGCUGAUCUUGUUUACAACAGGAACUAUUACCGCGACCGAUGCUGAUGGUGUCGUGUCCGUAUACAACAACGGCGACAUAGCAUGGACGCUCACCGCCACGGCGCUUGUCUGGCUGAUGAUCCCCGGCCUUGGAUACUUCUAUUCGGGAUUACUCAGGCGAAAGAAUGCGCUCAGUCAAAUUUACUUGAGUCUCGUCUGUCUUGCAGUCGUAUCUUUCCAAUGGUUCUUCUGGGGCUACUCGCUCGCCUUUAGUGAAACCGGAAGUACCUACAUCGGCAACCUCAAGUACUUUGGCUUGAAAGGCGUCCUGGACACGCCGUCGAUGGGCAACGCCCGACUCCCCGCCCUCGUCUUCUGCCUCUACCAGCUCAUGUUCGCCGCAGCAACGCCCAUAAUCGCCCUUGGCGCGCUAGCAGAACGUGGGCGCCUAGCCCCCGGCCCAUUGUUCGUCUUCAUGUGGUCGACGCUCGUGUACGACCCCGUGGCAUGCUGGACGUGGUCCGCAAAUGGGUGGUCGUUCGUUCUGGCUGCGCUCGCUAUGAGCUUGUAUCUUGGAAAGAGGAAGGAUUGGGGAACGGAGAGGCUCAUGUACAAGCCGCAUAAUACGACGUAUGUCGUUCUCGGAGUCGUCUUUCUGUGGUUCGGAUGGUUCGGGUUCAAUGGCGGCAGCGCGCUCAGCGCCAACCUCAGAGCUGCUCAUGCGUGCAUCGUGACGAAUUUGGCCCCCAGCAUGGGCGGGUUGACGUGGAUGUUCUGGGAUUAUCGUCUCGAGAAGAAGUGGUCAGCUAUUGGGUUCUGUUCUGGUGCUAUUGCAAGUUUGGUUGCUAUCACCCCUGCUUGCGGGUUCGUCGGAGCGCCGGCGGCCGUUCUGGUCGGCGUCAUGGCUGGUACCUGCUGCAACUUUGGGACCCAACUCAAGUAUAUGUUCGGGUACGACGACACUCUGGAUAUCUGGGCAUCUCACGGUAUCGGAGGUGUCCUCGGGAACGUCCUCACGGCCUUCUUCGCCCAAGCGUCCAUAGCCGGAUUCGAUGGUAUCACCGUCAUAGAUGGAGGGUGGAUCGACCAUCAUUACAUCCAGUUGGGAUACCAGCUUGCUGAUAGCGUCACUGGGGUAGCGUAUACUUUUGUGAUGACUACUAUCAUACUGUGGAUCAUGCACUUUAUCCCGGGAUGUCGGUUACGGGGGUCGGAAGAGGCGGAGGUGAGUGGGCUGGACGAGCAUGAUAUGUGCGAGUUUUCAUAUGAUUAUGUUGGGCUCGAGCGGGACGUCGCAGGGGAUGGGGAUAUCAUAGGCUCGACGACAGGUGGGCGGAAGUCUGGGCAUCUUUCUCAGCAUCGUGGAAGUGAUAAUGGAAGCCUUGGGGAGAAGGACGUUCGGGUAGCGACGGUGCUCAUAUCCUAGGUCA